GCGCUCGUGUCCAAUACAAACAACUCGAGCGGAGGGCGCAGAAUGAAAACGGAGCGAGUCCGUGUUAGUAAAUACAAGCACAGUGAAGACGGAAUAAAAGAGCGCUGACAAAAAAAGCGGAAUAAAACAGUACUGACAGGCACAUUCAAGCACUGGCGGGCAGUUUUGCUGACUCCGCCGAUGGAUGAUGAGGAGGACGAACAGCUUCCUCACUGCUGUGAAACACCGCUAAGAAACAAGAGCUCAGAGAACAGAGACGCCCACCGUGGAGCGGUUAACAGACACAGACGCUUUGAAGACAGAUCCACGCAGACACUGAGCUCUGUCCUGAAUUCAGUGAGAAACGGAGAUAUGGCACCGUUCCAGGGUUCAGGGAGAGACACAUCAUCUCCCUGCGGAUCUGUGGAUGCCAGGACUGCAUUCAGGGCUCACUGUGGACCCAGGGGCCUUGCUUCACUUACUAUGGCCUCUGGGGCUCCAGGGCCAAGAGCACUUUUUUAUGGAAAUGCUGGAUUUCGUGCACACUUCCCCGCGCUGUUCGAACCUGUCCCGGAUGGCGUACAAAACAUCGAAGAAAGGGAGGCUGACGAAGGGAGAGCAGAAGAAAAAGACGACGAACGUGACAUGGGAAUUAGCGUGGAGGUUCAGAUUGGACGUAAAUUGCGUGAAAUGGGGGAUCAGUUUCAGCAGGAACAUCUUCAGCUGUUCACUCACAGGGGCCGGUUGGGUUUGUUCCAGUUAGUGACGUCGAUCUACAACUUCCUUUUUCCUCAAGAAGGACCCCAAAAUGCAAGAGCCCAGAGAUGAGAGGCCACAGCUCACCUUUUCAGGACCCAAAUAAGUUUUACACAGCACCGUAAGAUGUGCGCAGAUCUGGAUUUAUGUGGCUCAAAAACUGUUGUGGAAAGAAGGUUGCCGCUGGUCAGACUUCCGUCCUUUUUCCGAAGAAGCCAUUCUCAAAAUGGAGCAUUGGAGUAAAUUUUCUGCAGGUUGCAUAUCAAUAUAAAGAUAUUAAUAUUCUGCCUUAUGUUUUCCCAACAUACGUUCACAUACGAGCGGAUCUCGGUGCAGUGGAUGCCUUAAUAAAACCCUCAGAAGAAGGAAGAACUGAAGAGCUGUGAGAAUACUCAAGGUCAACACUUAUGUGUGCGUUUGAGUAUUUGUGCUGACUUUAUUAAUACACCUUCUGAACUGUGACGCAUCCCAGAACAGAAUCUUGAUCUUUCCCUGCUGGUGUACCACGGAUUGUGCUUGAUUCACUGCUGUUAUCAGUGUUAUUGGGACAGAGUUUAAGGACAGAACAGAUGUGAUGAUACAUAAUUCCAGAGGCCAGUAACACGCUUCAGAAAGAACUGAAAAAGUUUUGUUUAAAUGCAGAAAAACAACUUGAACAUCAGGUUUUACUACCUGUAUAUCAAUAAUGAGCCAUUUUUGAGAAAAACAAAGGAGACAGAUAUGAAUUUUGUGAUUUUAAAAUGCUGAAGAGGAUCAUGUUUUCUCAUUAAGAGAGAAUGUACCACAAAAAUUACGAUUUUAUCUUUCUGAAAUAUUAGUUUGCCUUAAUGAAUUAAUUCUGCUGUUCUGCUGUCAUGUAUCACAGACAUUACAAUAUGACAUGAUUUCUCUCAGGCACUGAAGUAUUACUUUAGAUAUCAGUGUUUAAAGCAUCUCUUUAGUAAUUGGUGAUUAUCAAAAUGUGCUCAAAGAGCAAUACACCAAAUCAUCUGUUACAGUUCAACUCAAGCGAUAAAUGCAAUCAAUAAUAUUUAACAAAUAUAGCUACAAGUUACCUAAUGAGAACUUAUCAAAGUUCUAGGAAGAGUUGUGUUGAUAUGUAUAUGUCAAUCAAUAGUUAUUAUAAAGAGUUUUAUUACUGUAAAUGUCUUAAGAGGGAAAAUGUCCUUUGGAUAGCAAAUAUAUGCUUUAAUUAGAGGGAUAGUUCGCCCUAAAACUAAAAUUAUGUCAUCACUUACUCACCCUCGUGUCAUUCCGAACAUUCCUGUGUAAUUUCCUUUCUUAAUUGCUAAAAUGUUACAGAUUUUCGCCAGAGCAGCGCCAUUUUAAUUUUGGCGCGAACAAGGCUGUGAGGGAUUUAAGUAACGACGAAAAAUCUUUCCACAAAAAUUUCAAUAGAUAAAAAUUCCAUAAAACAGUUUUGAAAAUUGGUACAUACCAAGACUGUCCAACCUCAUUUUCAUCCGCGUAAAAUUCUAUGGGUUUGUAUAUGAUGACAGAUUUUGUAUUUUUCGUGAACUGUCCCUUUAAGGAUGAGGACAAUAAUGAACUCAGAUGUGAGUGUGUUCAAUUUGAAGCGAUGUUACGCAGCGCCGCUUCAAGUCGAACAAACCUGUAGAUUUACUGAAGCGUCCAAUGAGACGGCCAGAUGGCAUCACGUGACUGGCUUAUGAUCUGGCGCAGAUAUGAAUAUUUAAGAGUUUGUAUAUGAUGUGCGAUAAAGCGGGGGAAUUUAUUUUCCAUAUAUAUAUUUGUAAGACCAUAUUGUAAAGUCAAAUUAAUAUAAAUAUGAGAUUAAUAAUUUAAGUUAUAAAAAUAGAUAUCGUUCCAUUGCUGGUUUCUUAAAUGCUUUCUUUUGUGGUACAAUCUACUGAGGUGCCUGUACUUUGCGGUUUACAAUUUUACAUGGUUUGCUUGUGCAUUAUCGAUAGAUUUUAUAACGUAAUGUCGUCAGUACAGUGUUAGAGACCAUGAAGACGGUGUGAAUAUAACACAGACUGUCAGAGUCCACAAAUCCACAUGAUUCCUCUGCAAUUAUUCCAUUUUAUUUCCUCACCACAUUCCACGGAGGUGAUGUUCCAGUGCUGUGCUGUAUUCUUGUCCUGUUGUUCUUCUGACAGGUGUGCCUCAAAUGCUUGUGUAUUGGUAACGAUGACACUUGCAGACAAUCAAACAGCUGAAGGUGCCUUAGAACAGCAGGCCAACGAUGAGGACUUAAUCACACUGGGCUUCAGUCACGAGCACCCUAACAAACACGUGAACACGCAUUGCAGUUUGGAUGAAUAAAUACCUCCGCACAAACCACAGGGAGCUCAGACAGACUAUCAAAGAGAACAGGCUGCUACUGCUGCCUCAUUUAUCUGAAAUGCCCUUUCAAAUGCACUUGUCUCAGAAAAAAGUCGUUAAAUGAGUAAAAAUGUUUUUACUUUGUUUGGAAUGUGUACGGGACGUUACUGCUGGUUCUUUUUUAAUUUUGCUACUUAAAAUAAUUAUACAGUUUGAUAAAUAUAUUAAAUGCUGUUAUAAAAUUGUGAAAUAAGAUGUCUUUUUUUACAUAUAUCAUAAAUGCUGUCAUAUAAAUGCUGACACUUUUUCUGCAAUGUUCACUGCAUUAAAAUAUUUAUGAAUACUCA
This is a messenger RNA of Ctenopharyngodon idella (grass carp), 3368 nucleotides long. It is a transcript of the gene bmf2, whose product is annotated as BCL2 modifying factor 2. Gene Ontology annotation, cellular component: myosin complex. Lineage: Eukaryota; Metazoa; Chordata; Actinopteri; Cypriniformes; Xenocyprididae. Gene Ontology annotation, biological process: positive regulation of apoptotic process; apoptotic process; negative regulation of autophagy. The record is from RefSeq and is a predicted model, not a curated record. The transcript is spliced from 4 exons. The coding region runs from base 181 to 807 and encodes 208 amino acids.